Bactrocera tryoni is the source of this 1341-nucleotide messenger RNA. Lineage: Eukaryota; Metazoa; Arthropoda; Insecta; Diptera; Tephritidae. The record is from the annotation of a RefSeq genome assembly.
AUGUUAAAAUUGAUUUUUAUAAUACUUUUUAUUAGUCCUAUUUGUUUUAUGAACGGUUUAUUUUGAAUGGUUCAGAAUUUAUUAUUUAUUGUAACUUUUGUUUUUAUUGCUUUAAAUUAUUGUACUAAUUAUUUUGUAAAUAUUUCAUAUUUUUUAGGAUUUGAUGUUAUUUCUUAUGGUCUUAUUUUAUUAAGAUUUUGAAUUUGUACACUUAUACUUAGUGCUAGUGAAUCUGUUUAUAAAUAUAAUAAUUAUAAAAAUUUGUUUUUAUUUAAUAUUUUAAUUUUGUUAAUUUUUUUAGUGUUAACUUUUAGAAGAAUGAAUUUGUUUAUGUUUUAUUUAUUUUUUGAAAGAAGACUAAUUCCUACUUUAUUUUUAAUUUUAGGCUGGGGGUAUCAACCAGAGCGUCUUCAAGCUGGAGUUUAUUUAUUGUUUUAUACGUUGUUGGUUUCUUUACCUAUGUUAGUAGGAAUUUUUUAUUUAUAUAAUAAUUUAAAUACAAUAAAUUUUUAUUUAUUGAGUAAUUAUAUAUUUAAUUAUGAUUUGUUAUAUUUAUCUUUAAUUUUGGCCUUUUUAGUUAAAAUGCCUAUAUUUUUAGUUCAUUUAUGGCUUCCUAAGGCUCAUGUUGAAGCUCCAGUUUCAGGGUCAAUAAUUUUAGCUGGUAUUAUAUUGAAGCUAGGGGGGUAUGGAUUGUUGCGGGUUUUCUCUUUUUUACAGUUGAGAGGUAUCAAAUAUAACUAUGUAUGAGUUAGAAUUAGAUUAGUGGGGGGAGUUUUAAUUAGUUUAGUUUGUUUACGUCAAACGGACUUAAAAGCCUUAAUUGCUUAUUCAUCUGUUGCCCAUAUGGGAAUUGUUUUAGGGGGUCUAAUAACUUUAACAUAUUGGGGUCUUUGUGGUUCUUACACUUUAAUAAUUGCUCAUGGGUUGUGCUCAUCUGGGCUAUUUUGUUUAGCCAAUAUUACAUAUGAGCGAUUGGGAAGUCGAAGUUUAUUAAUUAAUAAGGGAUUAUUAAAUUUUAUGCCUUCAAUGACUUUGUGGUGAUUUUUACUAAGAGCUUGUAAUAUGGCUGCUCCUCCUUCUCUAAAUUUAUUGGGAGAAAUUUCUUUAUUAAAUAGAAUUGUAAGUUGAUCUUGGGUUACAAUAAUUUCUUUGUCUUUAUUGUCUUUUUUUAGCGCUGCUUAUACUUUAUAUUUAUACGCUUAUAGUCAACACGGAAAGAUUUUUUCAGGGGCUUAUUCAUUUAGAGGGGGUAAGGUUCGUGAAUUUUUUUUAUUGUUUCUUCAUUGAUUUCCUUUAAAUUUAUUAAUUUUAAAGAGAGAUAUCUGUUUAUUUUGACUUUAG